AUGGUCAACGACAAGUAGAUUUUGUUCUGGCAUAUCCCAAAAGCAGCUUAAAUGAAAAACAUCGACAGAAACGAGAAAUGUUUUGUCAAAACCUCGAGUUGGAAGGACUUGAACUCGAACAUGAUUCGUCCCACGCAAUGCAGCAAUUUAUAAAAAUUCAUGUUCCACAAAAUGUGCUUAUACGGUUUUGUGAAAUUUUGAAGUUUCGUAUGCCAAUUCGGGAGAAAUACUUGAGCGAAGUGAAACGAAAAAAGAAAAAAAUCAGUUUAUGGGAUCAGUUUAAGGCAUGGAUGUUGAGUCCAUUUGAAUGUGUCGAAUUGCAAACGAAUCUCAAGCCCGGAACAGAGUUUAAGGUUUAUCAUGAGUUCGAGAGACAAAAGGAAUUUUUAUUCGACAUGAACGAUCCAAAAUUUUUCACACAAUCUGUUCGUAUAUCCGUUGUUUCGUACAUUCUUGAAAGGACUCGAUUCACGGGAAUUUUAGAUGUUUCGAAUUUAUCUCGAAAUGUUGUUGGUAUUGAAAAACUUUUGCAAGAUAAAGUUUUUAGAGCUGCUUUUCCAUUACAUGAUGGCGAUACUUCCGAGCAUAGGAGUAAACGUCAUUUGUUAUUAAAAGAAUGGGCUUCCAUUAAGCAUUGGAUGCGAUAUCAACCCCUUGAUGAAGUUAAGGAAUAUUUUGGUGCUCAAAUCGCUCUUUAUUUCGCAUGGAUCGGAUAUUAUUGCCAAAUGUUAAUUGUUCCUUCAAUUUUUGGCAUUAUUUGUGUUUUGUAUGGGCUUUCAACGAUGUUCAGUAAUCAAAUAAGCAAGGAGAUUUGUUCUGCUAAUAAUACAAUUGUUGUAUGCCCGCAAUGCGAUGAACAGUGUGAUUAUUGGAAAUUAGAUGAAACUUGCUUGUAUUCUCGAUUGAAAAAUAUGUUUGACAAUAAGUUGACUGUAAUAUUUGCCAUUUUCAUGUCUGUUUGGGCGACUGUAUAUCUUGAACUAUGGAAACGAUACAGUGCAAGACUCGUUCAUAAUUGGGGACUUUCUAAUUAUACAAAACGAGGAGAACAUCCUCGCCCGCAAUAUCUUUCACGAUUGAAAAAUGUCAAGAAAAUCGAAGUAAAUGUUGAAACUUUGAUGAAGGAACCAAAAUUGUCGUAUUGGAAGUCAAGAUUUCCUCGUUACUUUUUGAGUUAUACAACAAUUAUCCUAUUGAUAAUUUUGUCUUUAAUUGCAAUGGGCAGUAUCAUAGUUUUUCGCAUGGCAGCAAUUAAAGCUCAACAUUUCUACGAUAAGAAACGUUCGAUGACACAACAAUCGCUUUUCCUUCCAAUAACAACUGCCAUAAUUGAUUUAGUCGUUAUUACAAUGCUCAAUUACGCUUACAAAUAUCUUGCCAUAGUUCUGACCAACUUGGAGUUGAAAAGAACGCAAAUCGAGUACGACGAAAGUGUCUCGAUAAAAAUUUAUUUGUUCCAAUUCGUCAAUUAUUACAGCUCGAUGUUCUACAUUUCUUUCAUCAAAGGAAAGCUCAUUGGAUAUCCCGCGAAAUACAAUCGAAUCUUCGGUUUGAGACAAGAAGAAUGCAAUCCGGGAGGAUGUAUGACUGAAUUGUGCAUCGAAUUAGCUGUUUUAAUGAUAGGCAAACAAGUUAUCAACACUGUGAUGGAAAAUAUGAUCCCAUUUAUAAGAAAAACUUACAACAAAAUUGCUUUGCGAGCUCAAAAAUCGAAGAAACGCUUUUCAGUUAUAACGCCAACUUUGACACACACCCAAUGGGAAGAAGAUUACGCAUUACUGAAAUGGGAUUCGCAAUACAUCUACAAAGAACAUUUGGAGCUCGUCAUUCAAUUUGGAUUUGUGAUGCUUUUUAUCGUUGCAUUUCCGCUUUCGCCGUUACUUGCAUUGAUCAACAACGUUUUUGAAAUGCGUUUGGAUGCCAAAAAGUAUCUUCUCCAUUUCCGUCGUCCCGUACCAAAACGCGUAAAGGAUAUCGGACAUUGGAAUAACAUUCUCCAAUUGAUUUGUCGCAUGUCAGUCAUAACAAACGCCAUAUUAAUCGCAUUUUCUUCAGAUUUCAUACCUCAAAUGGUAUACCAACAAUUUCACAGUCACUCAACAAGUUACUUGAAUUUCACGUACGCUGCCUUCAAUGUGACAGAUUUUCAAGAAGGAUCUGCUCCUCUAACAACACAAUUCAGUAAUUUGGAAAUUUGUCAUUACGAGAGCUUCCGAAAUGGACCAAAUGUUGAUCCGAAGUAUAAAAAAUCCUUAAUUUAUUGGCAAAUUUUGGCUGUGAGAGUAAUUUUUGUUGUUCUCUAUACGAAUCUUGUAUCAACAGUUCGAUUAAUUGUGAAUUGGUUGAUACCCAAAGUGCCUGAUGAUGUGAAAAAAGAUCAAAAAUGGGGAGAAAACUUGAUAAGUACGAUUGUAAUGAAUCAAGGAGUAGAAAUGGUUGAUUUAGGAAAUAAUAAUUAAAUAA
Messenger RNA from Culicoides brevitarsis, 2463 nucleotides. Its product is annotated as anoctamin-1-like. The coding region runs from base 78 to 2459 and encodes 793 amino acids. Gene Ontology annotation, biological process: chloride transmembrane transport. The transcript is spliced from 5 exons. Gene Ontology annotation, molecular function: protein dimerization activity; chloride channel activity. Gene Ontology annotation, cellular component: plasma membrane. Lineage: Eukaryota; Metazoa; Arthropoda; Insecta; Diptera; Ceratopogonidae. The record is from RefSeq and is a predicted model, not a curated record.